This is a messenger RNA of Pelobates cultripes (western spadefoot toad), 30798 nucleotides long. Lineage: Eukaryota; Metazoa; Chordata; Amphibia; Anura; Pelobatidae. The record is from the annotation of a GenBank genome assembly.
CGUGGUUUAGUCCAGCGGUGCUGGCUCACUUGUCCUGCUCCUGGUCUCCGUCAUGGCGCCCUCCUUGCUGCUCCCUGGGACCCUCUCCCUGCUCGCGCUCUGCACUGCGCUCCUGGCCGCCCCAAUGGAGCCCUACGACUUCUUGUACGACAGCGGGGUGGAGGCGUAUCACCGCAACGACUGGCCGUCCGUCAUCCUGUCCAUGGAGAAGGCACUGCGGAACCGGGAGCUCCUCCGCCGCCACCGGAUCAGCUGCAGGAUGCACUGCGCUAACCAGAGCGACUUCACCGGCCAGCCCCCCAGCUGGGGACCCGUGCAGGACCUCUCCUUCUUCCGCACUGUGCUGGCCAGGGCUGAGUGCCUGACACGGUGCGAGCUGGAGAAGACGGGGGGCCCCACCAGCAUGUUCCUGGCUGCAGAGGAGAUGGAGCAGGAAUUUAAGAAGAGGACCCCAUACAAUUACCUCCAAGUGGCCUAUUUCAAGGUAGCUACUUGUGUAACAUAACACUUCUUAAUAUCACCAACAAUGGUCUUCUGUGCAUGGAAUGGCAUCCCGACAGAGAUGGUACCCCUGCCUGGUUUUAACUUUUUUGUUUCCAUAGUCUGCUUUUUAACCUGGCCACAGUAGAUAAUACAGAUAUUCACCUCUCAUCGCUGCUUUGUAUCUUCAUCAUUUACCUGCUGUGCAUGGGGGGUGGCAAUGCUGGCAUUUUAAGGGAUAGUCUGAUUUAAUCUGCUGUGAAAUGCAGAGCUUGCAGGGUGGUAAAGGCCAUUGGUUACUAAAACUUUUAACUCUAGCUCUCCAACACUCUGAUAAUGUUUAGUCAUCACUGUGUAAAUAUUUCCAUUUUGCAAUAAUAUAUAAACUAUAGGUAGUUGAUUAUGAGUCUAUCUACAGAAAUGGUAGUGAAAAUGUUAAUCUGAACAUCUGCCUGUCCUCCUUUGAUAGCACUUCGUAUGUACCCAAGAUGUGUGCAGUAAAAUGUACUGACUAUAAGGGGGUUAUAUGUAAGAGUAAGUAUUGGUUCUAAAACUGGAGCAAUCAGUUGCAACAUUCCAUUGGUUUCCAUGGUGACUGUUCUACUUAGAACGUUGCCCCAGAAUUGCUCAUUAUACAUAUAACGAUGCUCUCAUCUGCAGAUACGUGGUUAUUGGAAAGCCAAGGAUUACAAUGGGUUAACCUGAUGACACGUGUCUGGUAAUCCAUCCCUAGUACAUAGAUGAACAGUAGCCUGAAGGUCUGCCUAUAUAACUUUUUCUCCAGUCUGUAGAUCGGUGAUAAAACUUGUAAAAUAAAAUCUGGCUGAGCAUUAUGUGAAAUGGGAUUCUCAAAACCUGCAGUACUAAGAUUAGCAAUCCCUGAUUUAAACUCAGAUUGUGCAUUAUGAGAGCUACAAUCCACAGCAAGUGAAACAAUAGAUCUUGCCUGUUACAUGUUUAUAAAAAUAAAAUGCUCUCUCUUAAAUAAAUGCUCUCUGUUUAAAUCAAUCCCAGCAUACUCUUCAAGGGGUACAUGUCUAGAGUUCGCAUACUGAGUUAUAAGAUGCCUUCCCUCCCCCAUUCAAUGCACUGCCACGUAUUGAGGUGGGGAAAGCCUCUAAUAGUACAAGCUGUGGGCUGCUCUCUCUCCCACAGUAAGGAAUUUUAAAGAGACAUUCCCCUUUCCUCAGACAGCCACUGUAUUAUUUACUAAAUUGCGAAUUGUCAGGAAUUCAUAGCAAAUUUCUAAUUUUAGACCAAAAUAACUAAAUGGAAUCAUUCUUCAAGUCAGCUGUUGGGUAAUGAUUGUAGGGAAUUUAAAAGUGGAUUUUACAUUUAUGCCAAAAUAGCCGAAUUAAAACCAGAUCUAUGUAUUAAUAUUUAUUCAUACUAACUUUUUCAUUAUUUUCCCCAGUAUAUGACUCAUGAAUUUCUUGCAAUUUUGAAUUUAGUUUCUAGAAAUCAACCUACCUUUUUUUUUUGUUUAUUGUGCUCGCACUUACCCUCAGAGAGAUAGAAAAUAUACAGUCACUAGUUUAGAAAAAUAAUUUUGAGUGCAGGUUUGAUUUGCUAUAUGUUGCCCACCAGGUAGAAUUUAAGCGACACUCUAAACACCAUUACCACUGUCACACAAUGUUGUUAUCAUGCCAGUGUGCCAUUUCACUCUUUAGAGUUAAACCUUUUUCAUACAGUUAGACACUGGCCUGGGUUGCCUUGGCACCUGCAGUCCAGCCCGUCUCACAGAUAUAUGACCCAGGCAAUUGCCCACAAUGACUUGUCACUGCAUCAGAUCUGCUGGCCCAAAGCAACAGAGACACUAGUCCUAUAAAAGUAUUUCCGCAAGUUUAUUUUUUUCCAUUCUAUUUUAUGAAACCUGGAGAAUGAGUCACAAAGCAAAUUCCAUGGUCAUCAUUUUGGUCCUUGUCAAAAAGCCAUUAUAGUGAACAUGUCAUGGCAGGUUAAAUUUAGCAUGAAUCCCCCCCACUCCCCCCUUAGGCUAUUAAUAUCAAACUUAUAUUCAUAUAGAUUCACUGUAAAAGUUUGACAUACAUUCCCCUCUGGUCCAGCGCCUCAAUGCCUUUGACAUUGUGAGUGUUACACUAAUGGAAAACCCACUUCCUGUUUGUCUUUCUCCUCUUUGCUUGUCAGCAUAACUCCCAAUAUUUCAAAUGGACAAAGAGAGAGGCUUUGAUUUUAGGGGUGUCAGUGGGGUUUGCUCAGGGUGGGACUGUUCGGAGAAAUUUUAGGUGAUGAUUGGGAACAUGUGUCCCUCUUCUGAGAUGGAAAAUGUCCCACUUCUGAGAUGGUGGCACUGGAGCCUGUAAUCAGGACUGUGCCUCCUUGACUGGGAUUUAUGGGAGUUUGCAAAUGUGGCAAUGUUUUUACAUUGUUUCUCCGGUUUAAUGUCCCACAAAGUGACGGACUCUCUCAGGGUUAUUCACAAUUGGAAAUGUUUUCUUAUCCAGCUGUUUCUAAUUUGACUAUUUUGGGCUACAAUUUAUAAUUUCCUGAUCAGUAUCUGGUUUAGCGAAUAAUCCAUAUUGAAUUAGGAAUUGAUACAUCCGAUGACCAGAUUUGUAUGAAAAUAUAAACAAUCUUUGGACCUUCAAAGUCAAAUGGAGAAUUUUCAACACAAUCUAUAUUUAGGUAUGAUUAUCUAUAUCAAAUGGUGAUUUGAAGUAGUCAUGGUGCCUGGAGUAGGUCUUUGCAGUGUUUUGCUGUGAAAUGCUUCACAUAACGAGGUAUAGCUUUGGCAGUGUCAUGGGGCAUCAUUAGCCAACUAGCAUUGACUAAUUUAAAUUCUGUGCAAAUUUAGAUGCACAGAUACUAAUUCAUUGGCUGAGAGUGGUCAGCUGCCUCUCCAAGCCAAUGAAUGAGCGGCUGGAUUAACAUCCAGUUUCUGCGGUAGCUGGGUGUCGUAAACCCUGCUUCAAUGGAGACAUUCUAAUUAACGUAAUACUGCAAAUAAUAGUACAAUGCCAAUCUCUGAAACUAUAUAUUAAAACAGAUAGCAAAAUUUAGGUGGAAUCUCACGCUUGAGUCCGAGCGCUUAUUGUCAUUUACUCUGCUGUAUCCUACUAACAUCUGUCUUAAUAACUCUCUGUUCUUUUUAGAUGUUUGCUUCAGUCUAACUACUAUAACAUUUCUGGUGUCAUUUGUUCGAGCGAUUAACCCGUAAACCCAUAAGCCAGGACGCAGGAAUGUGUGAGCAUGUUUCCAGAAUUCCUAUAUGUCCUCACUUUCACCAAUGGUCAUUCAAUCCAUGUUUAUUUAUUUUUCUUUAAUUAUUUAAUUUUAUUAUUUUGGUGUUGGUGCUUGGAAUAAUUAUUUAAACAAAUAUCUUUUAAAAGAAGUGAUUUUUGUUUCCACUCACCUCUACAUACUGCACUAUGAUCCACUAUCAACUUUUAUAAUUUGACAGGGACCUGCUGAUCACUGUGUCCCAUCCUGUCUUUAGGUCUUAUCUUUUCGCGCCUAACUGUAUCUCUUUCCUUUUAGAUCCACAAGAUUGACAAAGCAGUAGCUGCCGCUCACACGUUUUACGUGGUGAAUCCCGAUCACCUGGAAAUGAGACAGAAUUUGGAAUAUUAUAAAAUGAUGGCAGGAGUAAAAGACUCGGACUUCAGAGACCUGGAAGCCAAGCCUCACAUGGUAUGUGAAUAUAUAUCAAAUGAACAAGGAAUAGAGCGGGCUAAACAAACUAAGAACACUAGGAUGGAAGACAGCACACCUGACCAUAGGGGAAUUCCUCCAACCCCCAAGAAAAGUGGAACAAAUCAAACCACAAUAUACAGGUAGUGCCAAGCAAAAUACUCCAAACACAAUUGUAUAUAAUAAGAGCAAUAUUUUUUUUGUUGCUCUAAUUAUUAUACACUAUUGUGUUUAGAGUAUUUUCUUGACGCUACCUGUAUAUUGUUGUUUGACAUACAGGUGAUACUCGAAAAAUUAGAAUAUCGUGCAAAAGUUAAAUUAUUUCAGUAAUCCAACGUAAAAGGGGAAACUAAUAUAUGAGAUAGACGCAUUACAUGCCAAGCAAGAUCGUUCAAGCCGUGAUUUGUCAUAAGUGCGAUGAUUAUGGCUUACAGCUCAUGAAAACCCCAAAUCCACAAUCUCAGUAAAUUAGAUUAUUGUGAAAAGGUGCAAUAUUCUAGGCUCACGGUGUCCCAUUCUAAUCAGCUAAGUAAGCCAUAACACCUGCAAAGGGUUUCUGAGCCUUUAAAUGGUCUCUCAGUCUGGUUCAGUAGGAAUCACAAUCAUGGGGAAGACUGCUGACAUGACAGUUGUGCAGAAAACCGUCAUUGACACACUGCAUAAGGAGGGAAAGCCUCAAGAGGUAAUUGCGAAGGAAGUUGGAUGUUCCCAAAGUGCUGUACCAAAGCACAUUAAUAGAAAGUUAUGUGGAAGAAAAAGGUGCACAAGCAGCAGGGAUGACUGCAGCCUGGAGAGGAUUGUCAGGAAAAGGCCAUUCAAAUGUGUUGGGGACUUUCACAAGUAGUGGACUGAAGCUGGAGUCAGUUCAUCAAGAGCCACCACACACAGACGGAUCCUGGACAUGGGCUUCAGAUGUCGUAUUCCUCUUAUCAAGCCGCUCCUGAUCAACAAACAACGCCAGAAGCGUCUUACCGGGGCUAAAGAAAAACAGACCUGGUCUGUUGCUCAAUGGUUCAAAGUCCUCUUUUCUGAUGAGAGCAACUUUUGCAUCUCAUUUGGAAACCAAGGACCCAGAGUCUGGAGGAAGAAUGGAGAGGCACACACUGCAAAAUGCUUGAAGUCCAGUGUGAAGUUUCCACAGUCUGUGUUGAUUUGGGGAGCCAUGUCAUCUGCUGGUGUUGGUCCACUGUGCUUCAUUAAGUCCAGGGUCAACGAAGCAGUCUUCCAGGAGAUUUUGGAGCACUUCAUGCUUCCUUCCGCAGACGAGCUUUAUGGGGGUGCUGACUUCAUUUUCCAGCAGGAUUUGGCACCUGCCGACACUGCCAAAAGCACCAAAGCCUGUUUCAGUGGCCGUGGGAUUACUGUGCUUGAUUGGCUAGUAAAGUCGCCUGACCUGAACCCCAUAGAUAAUCUAUGGGGCAUUGCCAAGAGAAAGAUGAGACCGAACAAUGCAGAAGAGCUGAAGGCCGCUAUUGAAGCAUCCUGGUCUUCCAUAACACCUCAGCAGUGCCACAGGCUGAUAGCUUCCAUGCCACUCCGCAUUGAGGCAGUAAUUGCUGCAAAAGGGGCCCAAACCAAGUACUGAGUCCAUAUGGAUGCUUAUACUUUUGAGAGGUCCGAUAUUGUUUUAUGUACACUACUUGUUUUAUUGAUUGCAUGUAAUAUUCUAAUUUACUGAGAUUGUGGAUUUGGGAUUUUCAUGAGCUGUAAGCCAUAAUCAUCGCACUUAUGACAAAUCACGGCUUGAACUAUCUUGCUGUGCAUGUAUUUCGUCUAUCUCAUAUAUUAGUUACCCCUUUUACGUUGCAUUACUGAAAUAAGUGAAUUUAUGCAUGAUAUUCUAAUUUUUCGAGUAUCACCUGUAUAUCCAAUGCUCCGGAUUACAGAGCACCGUGUAAGAGAUUAGAUUGCUUUGGGGGAAUGCAAGGCAUGGUGUAUACUUACAGAAUAACGUAGAAUUGUGCUUAUUACUAGAACAAAUAUUAAACUAGACAAAGAGAAAGCAAAAUAAAAAUGACACGAAAUUACCAAUACCUUAUUAUUUUGUGUUUUUGUUUUCAAAAUGUGUAUUAUUGAUUAUUUUUUUAUUUUUUAUUUUUUUAUUUAUUCUUCAUUGAGAGGAAGGGAAAGGAAAAAUAAUUUUGGUCACAGAAAUAAAAAUAAAUUAAAAAUAUCAAACUCUUAGGCAUCCAGGGCCCAAUAGUGUGAUUUCACCAAACUAUGAACUGUUUAGGACUAACUGCAAACUUUCCAAGAAUGUGCUAAUUCUUUGUUAAUUCCCCAUAAGUUGGCAAAUGAACACCAAGAUAUAUUUGCAUUCUAUAUUAUUUAUACCAGCAAGAGUUUCGUCUGGGAGUGACCGACUACUCAGACGAGGAGUUCGCCUCUUCUAUUGCACAUUUAGAAACCGCCCUGGAGGAAUAUUUUGUAGCCGAUCUUGAGUGCCGGAGCCUCUGCGAGGGACCGUAUGACUAUGACGGCUAUAAUUAUAUGGAUUACAGCGCAGACUUAUUCCAGAGCAUUACAGGUACGGCCAGUGGGAAAGAGGGAGGAGGAACAGGGUGGCCAGUAGCUCUGACGUGGUGGUGGAUGAUGCAAAGUUCCUGAAAUAUGUUCUGCCAGUCUGCGCAUGGUUUAAUUCAUUAAAGAGACAGUACACAAUGAUAGUAAUACUAAACUUUUCAAUACAUGUGGCUCAGUUUUCUAUUUUUAACAAACCGUUUCUAUAUCCGAGCGUUAACAUUAAUUUUUGACGGCUGAGAAGUUUAGUCCAUGAACAUUAAUAACUAAGAAAUAUAAGUGUCCUGGCAUAAAGCUGUGUUUUGCUUUUCAGAUCACUAUGUACAGGUGAUGAGCUGCAGGCAGAGCUGUGUCUCCGAACUUGCUUCACACCCAGGUCGUGAAAAACCUAUUCCCGACUUCCUUCCAUCUCACUAUCACUACCUGCAGUUUGCAUAUUACAGCAGUAAGUUCACUAUCCUAAUGCCAAAAAUAAUAUUUAUAGUAAAGUGUUAUUGCCUCUCACAAGCCCACCUUCAGACAGGAAUACAAUUGUUUAGCUUGAAAAGAAAGAAGUGUAAACACCAUAACAACAACAUGCCAUUGUAGUGGUCAUGAUGCUAAUAGGUUAUAGGCAGAGUCUGCUGCUUCUGGGUCAAAGUUUUGUCCAUCAGUUUGACCAGAACUGGGGUCCCCAAGGAACCCACUGCCCAGCCCCCUGUCCGCUUGUUUCUAAUGUAUUGGCAAAAUCGAUUUUCCUCCACAUUUGGAUGGCGGUAAUAGGCUGAUCCCAUCGGUCUGCAAAUAAGUGGGAUCAUGUCUUAUUUCCCAGAUUAACUACAGCUCACAUGAGGUUUUUUUUUUUCCCCAAAAAACAUAUUGUUUUUAAAAUAAAGACCUGUCACUGUAACACAAGUGCUUGAUACUUUUUUGAUAUUACAAUUGUAUGACUUAACGAGUCCUAUAGAUUGAGUGUAAAUAAGACACUGCGGACAGACUAGGUUAAGACUGUGGAAAUUCUGCUAUUUUUUUCCUUUUCAUAGUGAGCUAGGUUUAUUCACAGAACACUGAAUUGUUGAAGUAAUAAAACAUUUUUUCAAAAAGUUAGUAUACUUUGGCCAAGUAAGAAAAUCAUUCCCCUACCCCCCCAACUUAAAGGGUAACUCCAACAACCAAGACCACUGAAGUAGUCAUGGUGGUAGGAGUCUAUAUGUGCAGUGUAUGAUUGAAACACUGCACAUGCUGAGUUUUUUUUUUUCUUUUCUAAAUAAUGUGUUCCCAGGGCAAGUUGCUCCCCCCCAGUACACAUGACUUAGGCAGCCAAGAACUUUGUUCAAAGCUGCCUAAUGUUAGUUCUAUGCAUUUUAUUUCUAUCUGUUGUCAUAUUGUAUGUCAGAUACCUACAAGGGGAAGGUAGUUGUGUUGAUUUUUUGUUUUUUUUGUUUUUCGUCUCCCUUUGCUAAUUGUAUAGGCCUUUUUUAUAUAUUUGAAUUGAAAUCCCCCCGCACUCUCUCUACCCAUUCAUUUCCAUUCCCUUCCCUCAUUGACUCAGAUCGCACGCAUGUGCUCUGAACUGGCAAAACGGUCCAAUCCCAGAAACAUGAGAUUGGACUGAAUGAGACACCCUAUGAUGUCAAGUCUAAAAGUUUGGAUUUCAGGUAAGUAUGGAGGAUCUUAAUUUAUAGUGCCCAAUAGGGUAUUUUACACAGAGAAACCCCCCCCCUGCCCCCUCCAAACGAUUAGAGUAACCCUUUAAUAAAAUGUGUUUAUUUGUUUUUUAGUUCACUCAUUAGUGAAUAUAUGAAUGGCAUUACAAUAAAAUUCUACAUUUAUUGCUUAACCCUAAUUGCUUACCUGCAAUCAAUGUUCAUAUGUUUCAUAAAUAAAGAACACUGCAUAUAUAAACAUGUACGUCUUCUAUUGGGAGACAUAUAGUAACUAUAUAGACUAUCAUUGUAAAUGGUUGGCUCCUUUUAAAUAAAUAUUAAGGAUUUUUUUUUUUUUAUUAUAAAUAUACUCCCUUACAAAACCUAAAACACCAAUUAUCCACUCAUUAAAAAAAAAAAAAAAAAAACAUUUUUAAAAUCUACCUAUGCUUUUCUUACAGCCGAGAACUACACACAAGCUAUUGAAUGUGCAAAAACGUACCUACUGUUCUACCCAGAAGAUGAGGUUAUGAAUCAGAAUAUGGCUUAUUACUCUGUGGUUCUGGGGGAGAAAGAUGCAAGUUUAAUUAACGCAAGGGAGGUAAGUGGUAAAAACUAUACUAAUCUACAAGCAAGUGCAAAUUGUGCACCUUUGUAUUCUCUCAAUAGACUCCGAGGCUAUUGGUAUAUUUUAAAAGGGCAGUGUAUGUGUGUCUGAUUAGGAGUCAGCUCACCCAAUAAAAAGAGUGAAAUUAAAAUGUUAAUCCUGGCAAUGCCUUUUAUAGAGGGGAAUUUAUGGGGUGAUCUAAUUCUCUUUUAUGCAUGAUAAAGACAAUACAUUAAAAAGUGCAUAUAAAAAAUAUAUACCCUGUUCAGUGUUUCUCUCAGUGCUUCAUUUAGCGGAUUCACCUCUCCACCAGGAUUUAUGGGAUAAGUAGUUUAUCCCCCCAAGAGCCAUCCUAUGCAGCACAUUUACUGUUAAAGCUAAUGAACAAAGCUGUCUUCAGCGAUUGGCAGAGCUGUGAUCUACGGCUUUCUCUCUGUCCUGGAAGUAGAUAUUUUGUUCCAUAUUAUUGGUGCACUGUGCACACAUUGCAUGCAGUUGUAACUGAGCAUUAAUUUUGCCUUGGCUGAUUGACAGCUGAGUUUUUGCAGUUAUAGUUCUUAGAGUGCCUCUUUAACAUUCUAUUUCUAUAUUGUUGAUAUAGAGGUACAACUACAGUAGUUGUUAACCCCUUAAAGGACCACUCUAGGCACCCAGACCACUUCAGCUUAAUGAAGUGGUCUGGGUGCCAGGUCCUUCUAGGGUUAACCCAUUUUUUCAUAAACAUAGCAGUUUCAGAGAAACUGCUAUGUUUAUGAAUGGGUUAAGCCUUCCCCCAAUUCCUCUAGCGGCUCUCAUUGACAACCGCUAGAGGCGCUUGCGUGCUUCUCACUGUGAUUUUCACAGUGAGAGCAUGCAAGCGUCCCUAGGAAAGCAUUAUGAAUGCUUUCCUAUGUGACCGGCUGAAUGCGCGCGCAGCCAGCCGACGGGGAGGAGAGAAGGAGGAUCGGAGGAGAGCUCCCCGCCCAGCGCUGGAAAAAGGUAAGUUUUUACCCCUUUCCCCCUUCCAGAGCCGGGCGGGAGGCGGACCCUGAGGGUGGGGGCACCCUCAGGGCACUAUAGUGCCAGGAAAACGAGUAUGUUUUCCUGGCACUAUAGUGGUCCUUUAAGGACACAUGACGGGAAUAUUCCGUCAUGAUUCCCUUUUAUUCCAGAGGUUGUGUCCUUAAGUGGUUAAAGAGGAAUUGUUUUUCACUGCCCAAUAGCCAUCUAAAGAUUGACUAUGGGAUACGCUAAAUAGCGCAAAUCCUGUAAUGUGGGUUGUGAAGGCCAGUGAACAAAUACUGCCAAUGUAGUUUUUCUUGGUUUUUGUUUUUUUUUAAUUCAAUUAAGUUUUCCACUGUUCCUAGUGACUCAAUAGGAAUAAUUGAGGGAGGUUAUAGUGCAAUAUUCUAUAACAAUUUACAACACUGAUUCUAUGAAAAAUUGUGUCUAAGAUUUUCUAUUUGGGUACUCAUGUUAAUUAUUUGUUAAUCAUUCUCUAAAUGGUUGGAAUUAUAUUGAUAGGAAAUCGAAUCAGUUAUAUUUAUUAUUUUCCCCUUUUUAUAUUUCCUUUUUUUUUUUCUUCAUGUUUUAUUGUUUUUGCUAGAUUGGCUUAUUGCAUUAUUGAAUGUAGUUCUACUAAUUUUCAGGUACCAUUAAUAAACGUUCCAUUUUAACCUUCAUAAUCCUAACCAUCUGCCAAACUUCUCAGUUUGAUAUAAAGUGUUAGACAAAACCGGUUGGUAAGGUAUCAUGAAAGGAAUGGUUGAUAAUGCAUACAGCAUGGUGAAAGGAAGGUUCUGCCGUGCGCAUUACAUAUUAUGGGAAGAUGUCAGAGCCAGUAUCCCAAAUAUUUUGUAUUAGCUUCAUUGCUCUCCUUAAUCCAGUAACCCUAUGUGGCAAAUGUAUGCCACCUCAGACUGUAAAAGAACAAAUACCAUUCGUACAGUGAACUGAUCCAAUUCGGAUAAAAGGACCUUGCAGCUUGUAUAUGCUUUUGUAUGCUAACGGCACGAAUAGCCGCCAGCAUUCCAUAGAAAGUUUCACGAACAGUAACUUCUUACUCUGUUCGUGAAAUAAAAGUACCGAACAGCAGACCACACCGAAGCGGUCGUGUGUCGCUCAUUAAGGUGUUGCAACAUUGUUUCAAACGCUUGCUAAUGAGUUUCCCGGGUGGCCGUCGUUCGUAUACCAAACACGUGGCGGUGGCCAUCUUUGCUCGCUAAAAGUUCAGCGGUGUUUGGUUGUCGAGUGCCUGGAACUAAAAUCGGCUACCUGACUUCCAGACACCGCUGGACUUCCAGGCCGUUCGGGAAACUCGCUCCUUCGGCAAACUGAAGCAUUUUGUGUGUUUUCUCUUGUAAACCCUCAUUCACUUAAACUCAUGUUAUGUGUGGCGUUCAGUUAAUUCUGCAGGGAUCAGAGCGGUAAUUCGUUAGAUUUAUACACUCCGAUCCCCGCAGUCUAAUAAGAGGUCAUUCAUGUGAAUCUAUGGGAAAUUGUUGAAGUUAUGGUAUUUAAUGUAACAUUUUACCUUUUACUGUACUAGCUAUUAAUGUGAUUAAUUGUGCCUGCUGAUGUCAACAGAGUCCCAAUAGGUACACUAGGGAAUGCUGGGAAAUGACCUUGCAUGGUCAGUUUCCCACACAGUCCACUUGAUUAAAACCCCUGCUGUAACAGUUGAGAAACCCCUUGCAUGGGAUACAGUAUAAAUGUGGUGACUUUUCAGUAAAGCCCUCAGUUGACCUCCAAGCUACGUGUUGCCUAGUUCUUGGUAGAAAAGGAUUGUAAUUACGCUACCUGCAUUUUACCUACAUUUUACCUGCUUCAUCCUGUCUACCAGCGGAGAUACCGUGGAUAAUACUACUACUCCGCUACAGCCUCUCAUUUUGUUUACUAUGGAGGGACCGUCAGUCGGUAGGGACCGUUCGAGCUGUUCUCACCCACUGAAGCCUCAGAAUAAACAAUUAAUAUCAUACUUGCACAGUACCUUGUAAUUCUGCUUUCACACUUAUUAUAUAUUAAUUAAUAAUAAUACUAUCCUGACACUGUAUUUGUCUUUUUGAACAGGGAAACUUAAGAAACUGCAGAAUAACUAAAAUCGGGGCUUUAUUUACUAAACAGUGAACUGUAUUUACUUCAAAACCAAAUUGCAAUAUCUAGAUUAAAACAUGGUGAUUUGGAAACAUUUCCCAGACUUGGCUGUUUUUAGCCUGAAUUGUGGCAGAUUGGAGUUCAAUUUAGUAUGUUUAGCGAAUAAGCCCCUUGAUUUGUUUAGGGCCUGCUUACUGUAGAUGCUCUAUUACAUGAUGGUAACUGUGGAUUGCUUUACAUUUUCAGGACGUAAAGAAGUACAUUCAGCGCAGCCUGUUGGAGAAAGAAUUGCUCUACUUUGCUUAUGAAAACUUUGGAAUUGCUUUUGUAGACCCUGUGAGUAUCAGGUGGCAUACAAGGUGUAAAUUUGCUUAAAAAUGUGAUUAAUAUUGUAUAUUGUAUGAACGCUUCAUGUGCAUUGAUCAAGGUUAAUAACAUCAAUGCACGACUCACCUCACUUGUUUUAGAUGCCAUAAAGUCUGUCUUCAAAUUUACUGGUCUGAUCUCUGCAUAUACAGUCAUAUUUGGCCACCGAAAUUAUCCUACGUUGUACAAAUACUGGUGGUAAAUAUUACAAGCAAUGAUUGGGUUCAGAUAACUGCGUCUGUUCAUUACUCGUCCAUUCUGCCCUAUCUUGGCUUUUAGUUCCCUUUUUUUUUUGUCCUAAACGCCCCCAAACAUACAGACUGCAUCUAUUCUGGGGUCUUACUUGAAAAGUCAGCAGUUGGCAGUGAUUAGAAACAUGUUGCCAAUGUUUGGUUUGGGAGUACUAAAACACAUGACGACGCAGAGAAACUUUGGGAGUUAAAUAAAAGUGAGGAGAUUUUUCGUCAGAGUGAAUUUAUCACACAAGUAACAUUGUCAUGUUGUAAGAGAGCAGUGAAUUAAAUUGUGUUGAGAUUUGUUGUAUUUUCUAAAAAGAUCUUCUACCAUCUGCGAUGACUUUGUACGUCAGGGUUUUUGCUGUUGGUGGCAGACCGUAAUGACUAAAGAAUGAGUGUUAACAGAAUCUGGAAUAGUCUGUUCAUAGUUAAGAAAAAGGCAAAUGCAAAUUACAGGUUUUUAUGUAGGUGUUUUAAGAAUGAAGUAAUGAAGGAUUUGGGGGCCCAGCAGAUACGUCAUUAUGAUAAUAAAGGAAAAUCAGCCCUUCAUUUGUAAAUAGGCCAUGUUGAACCGCUCAGGGAACUUCACAGACCAGAAUAUUUAUUUAAGGUGCUGCAUGCAGUCUAUAUAUUGCAGAACAGUUACUGGUUAAAUGGGUCAUGUGGUCCGAAGUUACUGUCAGGGUUAUUCACUACAACAGAAUCCUCAGUUUUGCGGGAUUUUCACUUAAUUGCGAAUUGUUAAGGUUUUAGCAGGAUAUUGCAAAUAUUAGGCCAAGUAGCUUGACAUUGAAAGUUUUCUCUAAUUUCUCUAAUUUGACUAGUUUGCCUUAAAACAUGCAACUUCCUAGUGAAUUUCCAACAAUUCAUGGUUUAGUGAUAAUACCUGUCAGGUUUAUUCAGUAAACAUUGAAUUGUAUCAAAUUAAAAAUAUAGUAAAAAGAAUUUACUGAAUUGCAACAUUUAGGUUUAAACAUCCAAAUUGUGAUUCUAGCAGAAACUAUUUCCAAAUCUGUUAUUUUUGGCCUAAAUGUUGAAGUUCAGUAAAUUCUUUUUACUAUAUUCACUUUGCACUUAUUCUGAAUUAUCAAUAUUUAUUAAUGUCUUGAUUUUGCAAUACAGCCUCCAAUUUACCUUAAAAGAACACUAUAGGGUCAGGAACACAAACAUGUUUGUUAAAACCACCAUCCAGCUCCCCAGGCCUCCCUAAAUAAAGUAAAAUCUUACUUGUAUUCAAGUCUGCAGCUACUGUCUCUGACCUGCCUGCUGUCUGCUGACAUCAUCAGAAGUGGUGGUCUGAGACAAUCACAAUGCUUUCCCAUAGGAUUGGCUAAGACUGUCAAGGAGGCAGAUCAGGAGCAGAGCGAGCACAAGUCAAACACAGCCCUGAGCAAUCAGCAUCUCCUCAUAGAGAUUAACUGAAUCAAUGCAUUUGUGAGGAAAACUCAGUGUCUCCAUGCAGAGGGUGGAGACGCUAAAUGACAGUGCUGCACACUGCAGUACUGCCCCAGUAAGCACCUCUAGUAGCCAUAUAAGAAGUGGCCAGUGGGGGUGCGGAGCUUAGCAGCCGAGCCGAACAGACGCGUGCCGAGAGCGCUCCCACGGUGUCAGCCACAAAAACAGAGCGAACCCCAACAUGCACUCCAUGCAGUGGGGGAGUAAACAGACGACUCUGGGGACACCUUACUCAACGCCACUGGAUGCGGGAAGCCGGCACCACAACAUGCGGCCUAAAGGCAUGGAAGAUGGGGAGAGACGGGCUCCUACCCCUCUCCCCCGCCCGGAUCAGUGAGGGUUAUCCCAAUCCCCAAAGAGGUGCAGACUUACUCAUGUGCUCUGGAACCGGCAGAAACAGUGGAGCUGCCUACUCUCAAACAGCACGGCAAUAUGGCUGCCGCUGGAGAGCCUACUGCCACUCCUGCGUCCAAUCUAUGGGACACAAUGGAGGAACGGAUAUCCCAGGCCUUUGAGACUGUGAGUACAACUCUGGCACAGGAUCAAGCGACAUGCAGUACGAUCAGAAGACACGCUAGCAUUUCAACAGGAUCUUGCCUAUAUCGACACCAAGCAUAUGCCUUCUGAACACCGCGCUAACGCUACAUUGAAAAGGGCGGAAAGGAGGCUGGUGCCCCGACAGACACAGCGGCGACGGAGGCUUGGCCCUGGCUUGGACUGCUACCUUCCCAGGCCGCGGUUCAAUGGAGGACGCCUCACCAAGCGCAACCCACACCCUCAGAAGAUCACUACUGACCGCAAGAGAAAACACCUUGGUAUGGUGCUAAGGACUAAUUUGAAACCUGGGGACGGCGGGAUUCGGCUAUGCAGGUCUUGUGCCAUUGUUACUACAGGGGCAGUGUCCACUAUAUGAGCGGAAUUGGCUGACUGUUAUGCUUAGUUUUGUUGCCUUAGGGGCCACUGCGCUCAACCUCCUCGUGGACAGUCUCCAACAACUCUUUCCCCCGUUUUCCUACACUGUCCCUCAGAUGAUGUUGGUGUCCAGUGACACCACUUGUAUUUUCGUUAAAGUUAAUUACUUACGCUCUGCCUAAUUAUUGUUUAUGUCUUUCCUUUUUUAGCGUAGCCUUAUCAGUUUUUUUCAGUUGGUAAUUUCCUACAUACUCACACACAUACAGAAUGGUGCCUCGCCUAUUACAGCCGUCUGCAUAAUACUCUGGACAUGCACACAGUACGUUUGCCCAAACAUCCUCUACUUUUAGUAGACACGCACACACAGUCUUCUGUUUCAAGUUGCUUAGAUUAAUGUCUCGGGCUAACUGAUACCAGCAUGUUUUCAAAUAUGACUUUUUUUUUUCUCGACUAAUCUCCAGGUUAUUAUAUAAAAACAAAAUAUGUGCAUUGUAGAACCAUGUUAUGCCUUACCAAUUAACUGAUAAUUGUUCAACCUUGAGUAUAUGCUGUUGGGGCAUUACAAACUCAUUUGUAACUGCUUGUUAUUUGCACGCAAAAAUAAAGAAUAUAAAAAAUAAGAAGUGGCCAAUGGAGUUAUCCCUACACUGUAAUUUAAACACUACAUUUUCUCUGAAAAGACAGUGUUUAGUCCAAAAAGCAUGAAGGGAAUGAUUCUACUCACCAGAACAAAUGCAAUAAGCAGUAGUUGUUCUGUUGACUAUAGUGUCCCUUUAAAUAUAGACUGGAUUUCAAAAUAUCCGGAUGCGCAGGAACGACUGAAAUAUGGUACCCAGUGGUGGAAAUUGAGUUGAGUUGAAUUUGCAAGCAGGUGCUUUAUGUAUACCAUUAGAUUAACUGUAACUGGCAGCAUUUUGAUAUCUACAUUCUGGAGAGAAAGGGUCAGUUCCAGAGGGUCCCUAUACAUUUCAAAAAAUAAAAUGUAAUUAUUUAGUUUUUCAUGUAUAUAAAGUUUAUUUAAUGUAUUAUUUUAACCAUUUUCCUGCUGCCCACAUUGCAACUUGGCAAAUAUUGUCAAUAUACUGCAUUAGCCUAUAGUAAAUAUAUGAUUUGCAAAUUUGUCAGUAAUUUAGCUAUUUUAACUGGAUUUUGCUAAUACGGAUUGUAUUUAUACUUUUGUGAAUUUCCCUGGUAGUUCAUUAAUUAUAAUAAUGUGAGGUCUACAGAGAUUUGCACAGAUCAACUAUCCAUUAUUGUUCUAACUUGCUAAAUGUCUGUUGAUCCAAAACAUUCCGCAGCUCUGUUCUUGAGACACAAAUGCUAAAAAGUAUAUACUUUAUUGUUUUCAAGGAUGCCUGGACUCCUGAAAAUAUAAUGCCAAAAAGACUACGAGAAAAACAAAAGUAAGAAACUUGUGUUGCUCCAUUUUUUUUUUUUAGAACUGCUAAGUAUAACUCAAAAUAAAUAGGCCAAUCAAAAUUAAUUGAAACCGUUUUUUUUUUUUUUUUUUAUCUUGCAAUUGUUCAGGGUAGAGCGUGAGACAGCAGCUAGAAUAUCUGAAGAAAUUGGGAAUUUAAUGAAAGAAAUUGAGACUUUAGUGGAAGAGAAAAAUAAAGAAACUUUGGAGCUUGCAAAAUCGACAAUACGAGAAGGUGAGGGCCUUUUUUCCCUACAUUUCUCGUAAUUUUUCUGCCUGUUUUGUAUUUUAAUCUCUUCCGUUUCCUUUUGGGGAAAGUUUGCCAGAUAUUGAGGUAGACAAGGAAUUGGUUCACUGAACUUGGAAUUAAAGAUACGGGGUUGCCGUAUCUCUCGUGCAGAGGGAACUUGCUGGCAUUUCGGAUCUGGACUGCCUGUACGGGUGGGACCAGUCUGAUAUGCUUCAGAUAUGUUCUCUCUGUGAUGUCACAAGUUGAGCUAAAACCAGCUUGAGUUCUGAGCGGGGACCCACCAAAGGGCAGGCUCAUUGAGCUGUUGCCUGUUCUCACCUCCCUUGCUACCUAUUUGUCUCUCCUGUAGAGAUCUAAAUGCAAAUUAUAGUCCAAAAUUUAAAAAUUAAGCAUCAAGAGCAUCUUUAAAAUAAACUUACUGAUUUUUUUUUUUUUUUCUGUAAUAAAUAAUUAAAAUACUAAAUAAAAGAUUUGGAAAUUCAUGCUUUUGCUGCAAAUUUAAAGGAUUUGCAGCUGUUAGUGAGCUCUGCAAACGUUUGAGCUGAUCCUGGUACUUCUGUUAUGUUCAUUAGGAGAAAAGAGUAUGCCAUAAACCCAUGCCUAGGAGAGGGAUAAUAGAUGGGUAUUCAGAACUGGGAGCUUCCUCAUUCAUGAAAAGGCAUCAAUGAAAAUAAUGGCUCAUUUUUUUUUUUUUUUUUAUCAUCUGUGGAGCUACAGAUAAAACCAUAAAUGUCUGUUGAUCCAAAACAUUCCAUCAUAGAUCUCUGUGAAGAAUCUAUGCACAUUCCAUAGAUGCUCGUAUGGUGUGUCUGAGUGUAGGGUGGACUUAACAUUACACCAGGUUUUCAAAGGUUAUUGGGGUAGGAGAUCACAUAGUAUCACAAAUUGCAAGAUACCUGGAGUAUCCCUUUAAAAGAGACAUGAUGGAUUUUAGCUUACAUUUAAGUAUUAUCAAAGGUGUCUCUCGUGAACCAAAUCCUCAAUAAAGAACCAUCAAAGCUAUCUCUGAUAAUACAUUGUGUAAACUAGGGAAUCAAAUGGGACAUCUACUGCACAUGCAUGAUGUAAUAAGAACACAUAAUGUACACCUCCACUGUUUUCCCUUUGGAAUCUACAGGCUUACCCCAAUUUUUCUAAAUUUUAAUUCUAAGAAUUGUAGUGCCUGAAAUGAUCCUUUAAAAUACAUACAUUUUUUUCCCCCUUUAUCAGUAGUUACUUUUCAUUUGAUCAAUUAUUUGCAUACUUGACAUCGUAGUCUAAAUCUUCAGAAAAAGAUGGAGAAUUCUUAAUCUUAUCUGAGAAUACCUUUAUUUUUUUUUUAUUUAUUUUUUUCUCCUUCCCUCUGAUUGUGAAAUGAAUAUCUUCUUUUGUAGGUGGUUCAGUUUUGUUUGAUGGGAUCAGUGUGGCCAUGAACUCAAAGACUCUGAAUGGGUCUCAGAGAGUAGUGACAGACGGGGUAAUCUCUGAAGAAGAAUGUCGAGAUCUUUUAAGACUAUCCAACGUAAGUGCAUAAUACGUGAAUAUGUGCUGUGCAGAUACUUUUCCAAUAUGUGUAAAAGCAGUGAUAAGUUAACAACUUUAGAUCACUGUAUGGUCUGGUAAUAUAUUUGAUACAAGGUCUGUGCAUACAUUGCCCAAUGUUGGUUCCAGUGAAACUAAUGCUGUUCAUUAGUUCAGCUGCAGCACAGUCAACCCUUAAUAGACACUCUAAGCAACUUAAAGGGACACUAUAGUCACCCAGACCACUUCAGCUCAAUUAAGUGGUCUGGGUGCAAUGUCCCUCAGGUUUUAACCCUUCAGAUGCAAACAUAGCAGUUUCAGACAGCCACUAGAGACGCAUAUGCGACGCUGGAGGCAUAUUAUGCCUCCAUCGUGCAGAGCUUCUAUAGGAAAGCAUUGAAAAAUGCUUUCCUAUUGACGGCUUGAAUGCGUGCGCAGCACUUGCCACGCAUGCACAUUUGGCUCCGCUGACGUCAGCUGGGAGGAGAGUACUGGAAUAAGGUAAGCUGCUGAAGGGGUUUUAACCCCUUCAGCGCCAUGGGAGGGGGACCCUGAGGGUAGUUUUCCUGACACUAUAGUGAUCCUCUAACCCCUUAAGGACACAUGACGUGUGGCAUGUCAUGAUUCCCUUUUAUUCCAGAAGUUUGGUCCUUAAGGGGUUAAACAUGUCAGCUUGCUUUAGUGGUUAUGCUGCCUAGUGUGUCUUUGCACUGUCCUUUGGUUUCAUUAAAAAAAUAAAAAUAAGGAAAGUUUGAAUGUAAUCAGGGGUGUUCCCAGGGCCUGCUCCUAAGUCUGCUGAAUUAAUAAUAAUACAAUGGAAUAUACACUUUUUGCACUAUCAAUGUUCAUUUUGUACUGGGACAUGUUAGUGGCAUUGUAAUUAUAUUUGAUGAUUAUCAAUGCGAUCAAGAUGGGUGGGUGGUCCCUGGUUGUUGAAAAGAGCGCCAGUUUACAUCAAAACAUUCCCAAAGCAGCUUGAUAUUAAACCAAGGGAAGGCUCCAAGGUUGUCUAGCAACCACUACAAGUUUAACAAGGUCUCAUCAUUUUACCAUUUGGGUAUUUUACGCAUAUACAGAGUAAAUAAUUGAAACUGGCAUCCACAGCCCGCACAACCCAACUUGAACUCCAACUGAAUAAAAGAGAUAGGUAUGUAAAGACUCCAGUUUAAUUAACAAAUCCCUAGGUCAGAAGUGGCCAAAUGUAGAUAUCCAGUUGUUGUAGAACUAUGAUUUCCACGAUGGUUGGCCAGCAAUUUACUCAUAUAGAGGGAGUCAAAAUGUCAUAAGUUUUGGUGAUCAGAGUGAAUGAUGCUGUUUUGGACUGAUUAGCAUUUUCCUGUUCUUUGUGUCUCAGGCUGCUUCAUCUGCUGGUGAUGGCUACCGAGGUACGACGUCUCCUCACACUCCCAAUGAAAAGUUUUAUGGAGUAACAGUAUUGAAAGCCCUCAAGGUACAUUAAGUGUAUUCUGCUAUAACUGUCUGGAAUUGUAAAUGUCAGCAAGGGAAUUGCAAGGUUAAGGCAUAUAACUGGGAAAAAAAAAAAACUGAUUUGGAAAAUAUUUUUAGCUUGGCAUUGUCACUUUUCUACAAUUCUCACUUUAGUGCUUUUAGUAGUGGAUUAUAAAAAAGAAUUGAUGCCAUAUACUUCCCAAAUCAGCAGCGAAUUUAAUUCAAACUAGACAUGGAGUUAAAUAAAUUCCAGGACAAUUUUUUUAUAUUUUUUGUUGGCCCCUUUGCACAAUAAUCCGUUUUAAACAAUUCAGAUGAUAAAGUAUGUUUUAAAACUGCAGGAUGUUGCCAAGGGAAUCUAAAGAAUUGUGAGAGUGGAAUUCAGAAAAAAGUGGCAAUAAUAUACACUGAUCAGCCACAACGUUAAAACCACUGACAAAUUAAGUGAAUAACACUGAUGAUAUUGUUACAAUGGUACCUGUAAAAGGGUGGAAUAUAUUGGGCAGCAAGUGAGCAGUCAGUUCUUGAAAUUCAUGUGUUGGAAGCAGAAAAAAAAUGGGCAAGCGAAAAGAUCUGAGUUAUUUUGAUAAAGGCCAAAUAGUGAUGGAUAAAUAACUGGCUCAGAGCAUUUCAAAAAUGACAAGUCUUGUGGGGUGUUCCUGGUAUGCAGUGGUUAGUAUCUACCAAAAGGAAUGGUAAAAAAAGUAAUGGGCGCCCAGGCUCAUUUCUGCAUGUGGGGAUUGAAGGCUAGCUGAUCUGGGCUGAUCACGCAGAAGAACUACUGUAACACUCAGGUGGAUGGCUGGGUGGAUGUGUGCCGUUUAAGUGGGGAAAAGACGGAGGCAAGAUGCAAUAUGGGAAGAUGAUAGGUCAGCAGAAACAGUAUUAUGCUCUGGACAAUGUUUUUGGCAGUGGCAUCUUUCAAAAGGAUAAUGCAUCCUGCCACACUGCAAAUAUUGUUCAGGAAUGGUUUGAGGAACAUGACAAAGCGUUCAAGGUGUUGCAUGGGCCUCAUUCCCCAGAUCUCAAUCCGAUUUAAACAUUUGCGGAAUGUACUAUAACAAAUCUGAUCCAUGGGGGCCCCAACUCGGAACUUUCAGGACGUAAAGGAUCUGCUGCUAAUGUCUUGGUGCCAGAUACAACAAGACACAUUCAGAGGUCUUGUGGAGACUCAUCCGAGCAGUUUUGGCAGUAUGAGUGGGAACUACACAAUAUUAGGCAGGUGGUUUUAAUAUUGUUGGUGAUCAUUGUAUCUAUUUACUUGCAUAUAUUGCAUUGUGGAAGUGUUGUAAAACAUUAUCUUUCAGAAUUGCUCUAUCUGUGUUUUAGAAAAUUCCCACAGUAUGCAAAUGUUGCAUAGAUGUAUAUUUGACAAUUUAUGUUAAUGUGUGCAUUGUUGGUUUCUUUCUGAUUGCACCAUAAGUUGAAUAUUUUAAAUGAUUUUAAUGAAUGUAAAAAUUCACAUAAAUUCAACCUUUAUCCUUCCAACUGCAAUUCUUUUCCUUCAUCUGCAAAAUUAUCAUAGAUAAUGCCACUCUAGUGAUUGCCAUCUUGUCAGUAUGAUUACAUAGCUUGUCACAUUUGGUUCAUUAAAGGACCACUAUAGUGCCAGGAAAACAUACUCGUUUUCCUGGCACUAUAGUGCCCUGAGGGUGCCCCCACCCUCAGGGACCCCCUCCCGUCGGGCUCUGGGGAGAGGAAGGGGUUAAAAUCUUACCUUUCUCCAGCGCCGGGCGGGGAGCUUUCCUCUUCUUCUCCUUCUUCCUAACGACAUCAUCGGCUGAAUGCGCAUGCGCUGCAGGAGCCGCGCGCGCAUUCAGCCAGUCUCAUAGGACGCUGGCGUCUUCUCACUGUGAUUUUCACAGUGAGAAGCACGCAAGCGCCUCUAGCGGCUGUCAAUGAGACAGCCACUAGAGGCUUUAGAGGCUGGAUUAACACUCAGUGUAAACAUAGCAGUUUCUCUGAAACUGCUAUGUUUAUUAAAAAAAAGGUUACCUCUAGCUGGACCAGGCACCCAGACCACUUCAUUAAGCUGAAGUGGUCUGGGUGCCUAUAGUGGUUCUUUAAGCGGUGUGUUGCUGUGUACGAGAGUAAUAAUUUCAUCUCUGAUUUUGGGUUUCAGCUGGGGCAAGAACAGAAAGUCCCUUUAAAGAGUGCGUACCUCUACUAUAAUGUUACUGAUAAAGUGAGGCAGGUGGUGGAAUCAUACUUUCGCUUGGACACCCCUCUUUACUUCUCCUACUCCCAUUUAGUCUGCCGAAGUGCCAUUGAAGGUAAGAGUGAAAAUACAGUCUGUGGUAAUGUUUGGGGCUUCAUUUUUGGUGAAGUGUUGGCUGUUUAGUUCUAGUCAGGGUGUUCAUACUUUAAGUUAAGAAAAAAAAGAAUUUACAGUUGUGCUCAAAUGUUUGCAUACCCUGGCAGAAAUUGUAAAAUUUUGGCAUUGAUUUAAAAAAAAUAUGACUGAUAAUGCAAAAAACAAAUAUUUUAUUGAAAGAUAGUGAUAAUCAUAGUUGUUUGGCUCCUUUUUAAAUCAUAAUGAUAACAGAAAUCACCCAAAUGGCCUGAUCUGAUCAAAAGUGUACAUACUAAAGGCACAGGAAAUCAAUUUGCAAUCUUCCGCACAAAGGCUGCGCAUGGGGCACUCUUGGACUUUUCAGCAUGAUAAUGACCCUAAGCACAAGGCAAAGUUGACCCUCCAGUGUUACAGCAGAAAAAUGUGAAUGUUCUGGAGUGACCAUCACAGUCUCCUGACCUUGAUAUCAUUGAGCCACUCUGGUCAUCUUGCAUAAACAGCACAUUUGAGAUCUUACCAAAGACUUUGCAUGACCUGGAGGCAUUUUGCCAAGAUUAAUGGGCAGCUAAACCACCUCCAAGAAUUAGGGGCCCCAUAGACAACUAUUCCAAAACUCUGCACGUGUCAUCGAUGGUAAAAUGGGCAAUACACAUACUAAGGGUAUGCAGACUUUUAAACAGGGGCCAUUUCAUUUUAUUCUUUGUUGCCUUGUUUUGUUUUAUGAGUGUGCCAUUCUGUUAAAACCUACAGUUGAAUAUGAAUCCCAUAAGAAAUAAAGAAAUGUUUUGCCUGCUCACUAAUGUUUUCUUUAAAAAUGGUACAUAUAUUACCAAUUCUCCAAGGGUAUGAGCACAACUGUGGGCUAGUGGAUAGGUGAGUGCGCUGGAUCUUGUGUAUUGUAUUAUUUGGCCCCCAGCAGCACCCCCAUUUAUGCAUGUUAAGGUGAGUGCAGCCAACCCCCUCUUGUUUUAUAUAUAUUUGGGAGUCUAGCCAACUCCUUGGUUUUGCACCCCUCCCUGUCACAGGUGCCUCAUCCCAGGGCCCUAUUUAGCCUUGUACUGCAGAGAGCCCCAGAUGGAAUUUUUUCCCCAAGUAGGUUAAUCUCAUAAGAGCAGACAUUAGGCUGUUAGUGUAGGACCUGCCAAAGAUGGGGUACAUUGACGUUGUGGCAGGCUUAUGCAAUGUAUGAUCAUAUAAUGUAACUAAACCCCCAUUAUUUUUGCCUAGAUUAGGUGUUUUAAAAAAAACAAAUAAAAUCUUUCAAUUUUGAAGUUGCUGUUUAGUGGAUAGGUGAGUGCGCUGGAUCUUGUGUAUUGUAUUAUUUGGCCCCCAGCAGCACCCCCAUUUAUGCAUGUUAAGGUGAGUGCAGCCAACCCCCUCUUGUUUUAUAUAUAUACGCGGCUUGUGCUUUAGGGUGCACACCCUUAUGCAAUAGGCUGCGCACGCCUAUGGAUAUAAAUAUAUAUAAAAUCUAUUGUAUUUGAAUAAUCGUCUGUCUAUCGCUCCAUCCUUGAGACUUUGUAGGGAUUUGGAAUCGUUACUAUGUUGGGGCUGUCUUGAGGAUAGUGCCUGGUGGUGAAUGGUUUGUAUGUUUUUACUGAUAAAGAGGAAAAUGUUUAUAAUAAUAAAUGCCAAUGCAUUUGUAUCCUAUUAAUGAUGUAAUCCACAUAGGCUAAUAAUUUUAAUGUUUUUGUGUUUUUUCAUUCUUAGCAAAACAAAAUGAAAGAAAUGACUUAAGUCACCCUGUUCAUGUUGACAACUGCAUUUUAAAUUCUGAGGAGAUGGUUUGCCUAAAGGAGCAUCCGGCUUACACAUUCCGUGAUUACAGGUAAAUUUAAAAACAAAUGCACAACAUUUGAUUGGAGUUUUAUGGCGUCAAUUAACAGAUUUGUGAUUAAUGAAGAACAAGUGUAGGAAACCGAACUCUAUGCCUCUAUUGUUCAUCACCUUUCAUUUGCCAUCUUUGCUUAAUGAUUUGGAGUGUGUUUAAGGUCAGGAUACAUUCGCACCGAAGCUCAAUGUCUUUUGCUCCCACUGGUAUAUAUUGUAAUGUUGACUAAUGGUGCCAAGAUAUGUUUCAGUGCUCUAUAGCUAGAGCGGAUACAGGGUUUACAAAAGACAUUUCACCAACAGGGAAACUACAGACUGAUAUUUUUUUUUUAUUAUUAUUAUUUAUUUUAUUUUUUUACACACUUGCAUGCAAACCUCAUACACCAUCACCAACUUUCCUUUUCAGUUAAUUUAAGAGCUACUUUGACUUUGCAGAAGAAAUAACCCGGAGGGGACAGUAGCAGUGCUUCACCCACUUACAUCCUUCUGCUGUACGAAACAUUCCGUUGACACGUAGCCACAUGUUCCAUGACAAUAAAUAUGAUCAUUCUGCACAAUGAAUCCAGCAAUCUAAACUGCAAUCAGAACUUAAUAUUUAGUAGACUUGUGCGCAAAUCCCAUUUAGCUGUGCUGAACAAAUCAAAUUCCUGUACUCUCUAUGGAUGAACAAAUCGAUUUGUUCGACCAUAGAUUGACCGGCAUUGAUUCAUUCGGUGCAGCUAAAAGGGAUUUGUGCACAAGUCUAAUAUUUAGUUUCUCACAAUAUUUACUUAUUUACUCCAAACAUUGUGCAUUUACCACUGGUUUAGGUUUAAAUUACUGCGAAGAUGUUUGUAUUGUUUUGUUUUGCAUUUUUUUAAGUCACAGUUGUGUAUCACUUAGCACUUUCAUUUUUUUUUUCUUUUAGCGCUAUAUUAUAUUUAAAUGGGGAUUUUGAAGGUGGAAAUUUUUAUUUUACAGAACUUGAUGCAAAAACAGUGACAGUAAGUACCAUUCCUGUUAAUAUCCUUUGCACUGAAUAGAACCUGACAAAUACUUGUAAUAACUUACUGUCAAUUUGGUUAGUCAGAAAUUAGGUUAGAGAUGAUUUUGUACAUUGGCAAAGCUCUCUGAUGCACACUUUGGUGAUUAUUCACUAAAUUGAAAAAUGUAGAGAACUGACAAGGAAGUUUUAGUCAAGCCAUACUUAAAGCGGCACUGUUACCAUCUGGGGACUUUGCAGAAUUCAGGAAGACCCCUGAUUGUGACAUUGCCACGGGGGAUCCGGUGGAGAUGUACAGGUAAAGCUGAGUUCUAAUUUUCUGGAUCUGUCUCUGGGGGCAUAGUAACCGUCCUCCGACAGGUCCUUUUCAGCGCUUGGAGCCGAUUUCACUGCUGUAACCUCGUUUUAAAACCGAAUUAUUCUGAUUCGACUGUUUUGGCCUAAAAUAUUCCUUUCCCUUGUUAGUUCUCCACAAUCCUUUCUUCAGCGAAUAAUCCUUCCUAUAUCUUCUAGGAUUAGAAUUAGAGAAGUGUUUUCUUUUUUGGUGCUCACAAAAAAAAAUUAAUGGAAAUAUUCAAUGGGAGAAAAACAAACCAAAAGAAAAUUGUCUGAACAUAAAUGGAUUUGGUUUGUUAGUGUAUAAUAAAAUAGGUUUUUGUAAACACAUUGUGUUUUGUUUAAGACUUGUUUUUUCUAGGCUCGUUAACGUUUUAUGAAAUAAAUAAAAUUACAUCUGAUUACUGUUUUUAUAAGGCAAACCUUUCUAAUUCGCUACAACAUGAUGCAUAUUUUCAAUGACCGAAAGUAUAAGAUCUUGAGGUAAUUACCUGAGUGGAUUACAAGCAGGGCCGGACUGGGAAGAAAAUUCGGCCCGGGCUUUUUUUUAUUACAGCAGCCCACUUAAAAGGGUGCGGGGCCAGAUAAGGGUGUGUUUUGUCAUCACCAAUGACAAGCACGCCCCAUCACAAAGUGAGAAUGUCGGUUCAAUGCUCUUCCAGGGUAGGUCAUGUGCAGAGCUCUGGCGUGAGAAAAAGACCCUGUAUUUGUUUUGCACAGCACAAGCAAAUUCAAUAACAUGCUUGCACUGUGUUUGCUUGAAAUUUGUCUCUGGUGCCUCCAUAUUUGGGAUAUCAGGAGACAAAAAUGCUAGGAAAGCAUAUUGUGCAGUGUGUGUGAGGGUGCUGUGUGUGUGUGCUAUGUGUGAGUGGGUGCUGUGUUUUGCGUGAGGGUGCUAUGUGUGUGUGAGGAAGCUGUGUGUGCCAGGGGUGCAGUGUGUGUGUGUGUAUGUGUGUGCUAGUGAGGGUGCUGUGAGUGUCAGGGGUGCAGUGUGUGUGUGAGUGUCGGGGGUGCAGAGUAUGUGUGUGUGGGUGCUGUAAGUGUUAGGGGUGCAGUGUGUGUGUGUGUGUGCUGUGAAUGUCAGGGGUGCAGUGAGUGUGUGAGUGAGGGUGCUGUGAGUGUUAGGGGUGUCUGUGAGGCUGAUGUGACUUGGGUGAUUAUAUCCCCCCUCGCUGCUUACCUUAUGCCUGGGAGGGGGGAUCCUGCUACUCCUGCCGCCAUCCAUCCCUGGUGGUCCUAGUGGCGAGUGAACUCUAGCCUGUGAAGCCAGAGUUCACUCUCGCGAGACCCGGAGCGUUGCCAUGGCAACGCUCCGAAUCUCUCGAGAGGAACCUGGCGGAGCUGUAAGUUAGAGCUCCGCCGGGUUCCUCUCCUGGCUCCCUCCCUCUCUCUCACCGCCCUCUCUCUCACCGCCUCUCUCAUCACUCGGAUAGUGCCGGCCCUGCAAAGACCGGCAGGGGAGAUCCUGUGAUCUCCCUGCCGGCCUCGGCCCACGGCCCACCAGGCAUUUGCCCCGUGUGCCCGAUGGCCAGUCCGGGCUUGAUUACAAGAGAUGGCCUACAGAGAAUGUGGUAUUUCUGUCUGAUAAUAAAGAGUGUUGAGUCUCACAAAAGAGAGAAAAUUUACACUCUCUGAUAUACACUUUGUUUACUAUUAAAAAUCACAUGCAAGUCUUUACAGAGACACCUUAAAUUAAAUACUCUGCUUUUAAUGUUUUAGCUUCUACAGAGACCAGAAAGUGCCUACUGAACUUUAUCAACCAAUUCUGUUUCUGACAUUAUACAUGCAUCCCAACAGUCCUACUUUUGGCGAGAAAGUCCCAAUUUUAGGGUCUUGUCUCACCAUCCCAAUUCAGUUCCCUGAUGUCCUGCUUUGGGGGGCACCAGGGAACUGUAUGCAGGCACCACCAGAUCCACUUAUUACGGGCAUGGCCUCUUGAGGUGUGUCAUGUCGCUGUCAACACACCCUCAGGACACUGCCCACUCCAUUCUUGAUUCCGUACCUUCCAUUUUUGGGAGGUAUGCAUUUAUUUAUGGCUGUGUUGCACAUAUCACAUAAACCACUGCACAGCAAGUGUUCAGCUGUUGUGGUAAUAUUUCAGUCAAGAAAAAUAAAAAUGAAACUUACUAGCAAGUUAAUUUAACAAAAUUAAUGUUACCUUGCUAAGUAGCUUCAUUCCGGUACAACACCUUGUAUGCAUCAGUGGAGAGCCAUAGCUUCCAUUUUGACAUCACAGAUUUGAGAGGGGGUCAUGUGUCUGCAGCAAUUAGAGCAAAUCGCCGUGGAACUAAAAUUGAAAGGAAAAAUAGAAUAUUUUAAAAAGUGUUUAAAAAGAAAAAUAAAUCCCUCCCACUGAAAAAUAUAAAAGACCAAUGCCUGCUUAUCAAGAGUCAUUAUUAUUAUUAUUAGCAAGAUUAUUUAAGUUUGUGUUAUGUUUUACGGUUUGUCAAUGUUUUUUGUUGUUUUUACUAGGCAGAAGUGCGACCACAGUGUGGGCGAAUGGUUGGAUUUUCUUCUGGAGCAGAGAACCCUCAUGGAGUAAGAGCGGUAACCAGAGGUCAGAGAUGUGCUGUUGCCCUAUGGUUCACGCUUGAUCCACGACACAAUGAGAGAGUAAGUUUUUAUAGUUAUCGAUUUUAGCCCAGUAAUUAAAGGAACACUCCAGUGCAACUUUUUUUGCAAUCUAAUGAAAUCCUGCAUAGGGAUAUAUCUAAAAACUGCUUGCAAAAACUGCAGAUCUGCUGUCUGCAGCCUUUGCAGAAAGUCUGUACCAGGGAAAUGACCAAUAAGAGGCUUUUCGCUGGAAAGCCUCUGAUUUUCAGAGGUGAGUGCAUGUGCUCACGGCUUUCAGCCCAAAUUCUCCAGGCUGAAAACCAGGGAGUCCACAGACAGGGCUAAAGUGGCUCUAUGAGCACACUUUUACCUAAAGAGAUAAAGCUCUGUGGAGCAAACAGAAGAAAACCUACCCAUCUGAUCGCUAACAAGGGGUUUCAGAUAUCCGUUCUGCAAGUGCAGAUUUUCAAUAGAAAUAAUAGGGUGAUCUGACCAUUUGAGAGUACAGCUGUUGAAUGCGACUAGUUACUACUAGAUAAUUACUAGUUAAAGAACUGCAAGCAAUGUUUGUUUUAAUUGAUGUUAAAUUGCAUUAAUUCCAGGAACGAGUGCAAGCAGAUGACUUGGUUAAAAUGCUCUUCCAUACCGAAGAUGUGUUUUCAGAUAAUGGACAAGAGAAGACAUCCAAGGCCAUUUCUUCUGAAGCUAACACCUCCGAGCAGACUGCCGCAGUGUCUCCUGAUGCCAUACCUCGGGAUGCACAAGAGUCCAAUGUGUUGCAGGAUUCCGAUAGUCCUGUUGAAAUGUUAGGACCUCCAUUGGACUCUGCAAAAACAAAAACAGAAUUAUAACAUUAACACGGACCUUAUUUGUGUUCUGCAUGCGACCCGCAGACUUUUGCCUUAAGAAUAUCUGUGAAUCAGGGAAAACUUGUUUCCACCAAGAGAGAAAACAGAGAUUGAUAUUUUUGAGAUUGUUUUCAAUUUUUUUCCUUUUUUUUUUUUUCCAACUUCACAAAACAAAAUGUUUCCUAAAACAGAUACCUCUCCACGCCACUUGUUGUAUGUACGGAGCCAAGGCAUUGAACGCCAAUGAAAACAUUACAUGGGUGCUAUGUACUGUAACUGUGUGCAUUGUGCAGUAGUUUUGUUGUAGACAAAAGUAUCAGUUGUUGUUGGGGUCAGAAGACCGGUCCUUACCAAUUCAUGUAAAUGAAGCCAGUGCAAAAUUGGAAAUGAUAAAAUGAUUUUUUUUUUUUAAUGCAGUGUUCACUUUCACAAGAAUUCAUUCGUUUUAAGAAAAGUGGUAUUUUCUGGGAGCAUUGUGUCCACUUUUCGCAACUUCAUUCUACUCUGGAGCAAAGACGCCUAAAUCUCAAGCUAUUAUUUUCUUUCUUCCGUAUUCAGGUCAUGGAAUUUGGACUAAUAAUAAACUUUCAAAAAGAAAUUAAUUUUAUUUAACAUUUCUUAAAAAACAUUUCUCAAUUUCGUAAAAAUAAAAUAUGUUUGUGCUCUUUAAUCACUCCAUUCAGUUUAUUAGAUUGAAAAGUAAAAUAAAUUGGGUCACCAACGACCAACUGGUUAGCACAACAUUUCUUCAGUUAAGAAUUCCAGAGGUUUAUAAUUUUUGUAAUUUUUAUAAUCGUAUCUGAUGCAACAGUAUGUGAUGCCAGUUAAUCCAUAUCCAGUUUUGUGAAUUUAAUUGUUUCAGUAUUGGUCUGUACUCACAAUAGCUGAUUUUCCCAAUUAUUUUGAACUACAUCAAACAAGUUUUAUUGUCAGCCUUUAAGUUGACAAAUUUAUUCCUCAUAAAGCCGUCUUCAAAAGCAAUUUCAGAUAAUAUUCGCACUCGUGAAAAAGAUCAAAUAAAAAGUUCCUGCAUUAUUUCUAUUUUAAAAAAUGUAAAAUUUGUUCAUGGCAGCACAAAAAUGUACAAAAUAUGAGGCAAAAAAACAAAAGGGGAGAGGCCUACAGAAAGAGAAAACAAGAUGUGUUUUGCAUCUUCUAAGUAAUUUUCUCUAAUCUUUCGUUGUUAACACAUUUAUUUAAUUGUUUUGUUGUUGUGCCAGUGGGAUUCUAGAUAUAAACUAGCUUGAUAACUUUACAUAGGGAUCUACCUGAAGAUAAAUUGGUUUUAAUGAGAUGCAGCAUUGUUCUUAAAAUAAAAUACAUAAAAUCCAGUUGACAGUCUUUGGUAUCCAUUUACAGUAGUGCAAUAUUUCCCAGUCCCAGACGUCAAGGCGCACAAGCAGUCCAAAAUUAUGGCAUUAUCCCAGUUUUGCUCCAGAUGUGAUGCGGAGUACCUGAACCCUAUGAUAUGCCUUGAGGACUAGGUUGAGACCCCUCCAGUAGUACAUGUGCAAACAUAAAGUCACAUUAUUGAUAGUAUAACAAAAUAAAAAUGAUCAAGGUUUGGAAGGUGCAAGGUAAAAAGGAGUUGAAGUUCAGGUAAGGUAAGGCAAUAGGCUGCCGUUUCAUUCCUGUGAAAACUGGUCUGGUUUAAAUCUGUUUUGUAUCUGUAAUAACCACUUCUUCUCUGAUUUUCCCCUGCUUAUUUCUGCCAUGUCUUUGUGAACAUAUUUGCAAGGCCCAAGACCAUAAAUCUGAAAUAGGCUGUAGAGACUGCUUCUGUUACAAUGCCAGGUGGCUAAGAACCUUUGUUCUUUCCAAUAAUCUCACCCGGCAAAGUAAUGUUUUCCAUAAGGGAACAGUGCUACUUGUCCAUGAUUACUUAUCCAGGACAUGACAACUUCCACGAGCCAGAAAGCAAUGGCUUUGAAUGAUAAUUCUGCUGGUGCUAUGAGAUUUGUGUGCUAUUUUGAAUUCUACGGAUGUGCUUUGUUCCUGGACUCCUAAAAAAAAAAAAGUGUAUUUUUGUAAGAUAUGUCUGGCUUCUAAAUUCUGCAAAUCUUUAUCAACCCCUGACUGAUGGACAUAUGUGAGAAUUUAUAGGUUUUCCCCAGUUUUAUUUAAACAAACAAUAUGAAUGGUGAAGCGCUUUAAUUGGGCUUCCUUCCUUGUUGGCCUGUUCAGUGGCAGGUUGUAGACAUGAGAUGGUGUGGGACCUGAAGUACGGGUUAAUAAUCCCCAGCUUAUCCUACUUGGUAAGUUAAUGGUGUAAUGUUUUUAAAUGAGGGUUGAAAGCCACAACUUCACAAUUAUUGGUUGUCAAUUGUUAAAUAUCUAGAAUGGAAGAUGCACAAUUGUCUGGUUAUUUAAGUGCCUGAACUGAGACUGCAUUAAAUAAAUGUUUGUUUGUUUUUUA